Molecule: messenger RNA, 530 nt
Organism: Trematosphaeria pertusa
Lineage: Eukaryota; Fungi; Ascomycota; Dothideomycetes; Pleosporales; Trematosphaeriaceae
Exons: 1
Coding region: 162-491 (109 amino acids)
Source: RefSeq, a predicted model, not a curated record
AAACAGGUCAUACAUAACUGCUCCCUAGGCGAGAGUUGUCCCGCAAUUGCGCGGCUGUCCGGCCUAAGUCGAGAACACCCGGAGACCAUGCCGUCAGGUUAUGGGGAAGUGAGCAUGGGUGAACGGCCCGAGUGCUAUGUGGGCAACAUCUUGAGACCGGGAUGAAGCACUUCAGAGCGCUGCUGUGGUGCGCUUAUGGUGCAAGCUUGAUGACGUCUUCCCACAGUCGAUAUCGUGGCCCCUCUACCACGGCAACCGCUUCCUCUCGCUUCUCCUUGGCCUGCUCUAUGGCAUCAACGACGCGACCAACGCCGGAAAUGGAGUUACCAGCUCGUCAUCGCCGACUAUUCCUCUCUCGGAUAGCGCCUCGACGCAUUCCCGAGAUUGCUCAUCCUCGUGAACUCCAGGGAGAUCAACAAAAUGGCGCACUGGCCAGGGAGAAUCGGGAGCCCAGCGGCGCCAUCGCAGUAGUCGCGGAGAAGGACGGGUAGCACGUGCUCUUCAAGCUCUGUCCUCUUGGCCGGCAAACU